AGGUGGUGGUGGUGAUUGGCUUGUCUCGUUCACUCCCACUGGUCUUUAAAUCAUUGACUAGAUCCUCAAAGGUUCAUAGAAGUCAUCUCUGCUCCAGGGGUCUGCCAUUUCCAAACAGUCCCGGAAAGAUUGCACAGGACUGGAUAAAUAAUUAAGAAGAGAGUGUUCUGAACGUUAACACCCAGGGGGCAAGCCUUAAGCUGAAGGUACAGUAUACUGUUUGCACUGAAGGAGCCUGUGCGUGGUCGAUAAAGCGCUGACAGCUCAAAUGGAUCCCCUGGAACUGAGCAAUGUCAACAUCGAACCUGAUGAGGAAAGCACCAGUGGAGAAAGUGUUCAAGGCAGCUACGCCGGGACGGGAAAUUUAGAAAAGGCAGCAAUGAGCAGUCAAUUUGCUAAUGAAGAUGCUGAAAGUCAGAAAUUCCUGACAAAUGGAUUUUUGGGGCCAAAGAAGCUGACAGAUUACGACGAUGAACAUCAUCCUGGAACCACCUCCUUUGGCAUGUCUUCUUUCAACCUGAGUAACGCCAUCAUGGGCAGUGGAAUCUUGGGCCUGUCCUAUGCCAUGGCCAACACGGGGAUCAUACUUUUCAUAAUCUUGCUGCUUGCUGUGGCAAUCCUAUCACUCUACUCCGUUCAUCUUUUAUUAAAGACCGCCAAGGAAGGAGGAUCUUUAAUUUAUGAAAAACUAGGUGAAAAGGCAUUUGGAUGGCCUGGGAAAAUUGGAGCUUUUAUUUCCAUUACAAUGCAGAAUAUUGGAGCCAUGUCAAGCUACCUCUUUAUCAUUAAAUACGAACUACCUGAAUUAAUCAGAGCGUUCAUGGGACUUGAAGAAAAUACUGGAGAAUGGUACCUCAAUGGCAACUACCUCAUCAUUUUUGUGUCGGUUGGAAUCAUUCUUCCACUUUCUCUUCUUAAAAACUUAGGUUACCUUGGUUAUACCAGUGGAUUUUCUCUCACCUGCAUGGUGUUUUUUGUCAGUGUGGUGAUUUACAAGAAAUUCCAAAUACCCUGCCCUCUGCCUGUCCUGGAUCACAACGCUGGAAAUCUGACAUUCAACAACAGCCUUCCGAUGCACGUGGUAACGUUACCCAACAACUCUGAGAGUCGCGGUGUGAACUUCAUGAUGGAUUACACCCACCGGAAUCCUGCCGGGCUGGACGAGAACCAGGCCAAGGGCUCUGUGCAUGGCAGUGGAGUAGAGUAUGAAGCUCACGGUGAUAAGUGUCAGCCCAGAUACUUUGUAUUCAACUCCCGGACGGCCUAUGCAAUUCCCAUCCUAGCAUUUGCCUUUGUGUGUCACCCUGAGGUCCUUCCCAUCUACAGUGAACUUAAAGAUCGGUCCCGGAGGAAGAUGCAAACAGUGUCAAAUGUUUCUAUCACAGGGAUGCUUAUCAUGUACCUGCUUGCUGCCCUCUUUGGGUACCUAACCUUUUACGGAGAAGUUGAAGAUGAGUUGCUUCAUGGUUACAGCAAGGUGUACACAUUUGACACCCCUCUCCUCAUGGUACGCCUGGCAGUCCUCGUGGCAGUAACACUAACGGUGCCCAUAGUCCUGUUCCCCAUUCGUUCAUCAGUGAUCACACUGUUAUUUCCCAAAAGACCCUUCAGCUGGAUAAGACAUUUCCUGAUUGCAGCCAUACUCAUUGCACUUAAUAAUGUUUUGGUCAUCCUUGUGCCAACUAUAAAAUACAUCUUUGGAUUCAUAGGGGCGUCUUCUGCCACUAUGCUGAUUUUCAUUCUUCCAGCAGUUUUUUAUCUUAAACUUGUCAAGAAAGAAUCUCUUAGGUCACCCCAAAAAGUCGGGGCUUUGAUUUUCCUCGUGGUUGGAAUCAUCUUCAUGAUUGGAAGCAUGGCACUCAUUAUACUGGACUGGGUUUACAAUCCCCCAAAUUCCAAGCAUCACUAACCCAAGGAAAACAUACUUUCUUUUCCCAGUGGAAAUGGUUGCGAAUUAUGCUCCCAAAGAUAUUUGAGUUAUCUUGAUUGGAAUGUUAUUCAUAGGAAAUAACAGGGAGAUUCCAAAGAUGUUUACCAGCAACAUCACCAGCCACCUGCAGAAGAGGAAAAUCAUUUUUUUUUUUUUUUGUCGUGAAUGGCUGUUUAUGUAUUUAAAAAUCUGUGGAGUCCAUUUCUACCCAGGUUUUACUAGAGCAGUGUGAGAUGGUGUAUUUUUGCUGCUGCACCAGCAGAAUAAGGGGAGCUGCACGUAAUGGUCAUCAGAUAAUAUCCUCUUCCCACCUCCUCACCCCCUCCCACCAAAAUACCAAAUUCCUGUAUUCUCGGAACAUCAAACAAAAAUGCCCUGGUGGCAAAGCUAUCACCACUCAAUGCCUUCCCUCAGUCUUGCACCAAAUACUCUGCGUCUAUUUAGUAACAGAGGCAAAAGGCAUUAUCUUCUGAACUGUCCCUGUGAGGUACCUGAAUGAUCAGACACCAGGCUAGAACAUCUUACUGUCAACACAAGGAAUAUUUUGCCCAUCCUGUUUGUGGCAUCAAAUUAGUGGAUUCUUCAUUCAGUAGAUCUUUUGUAAGUGUUAAGACAUCUUACCAAACAUAGAGAGGGGCUUGAUUUAAAUUAUAGAGGAACAGCAAAAAUAAUGCUUACCGCUGACCUGCCUAUUCGGGAAGCAUUUGCUUACCCAUGUGAUUCCCAAUCCUCUUGUACUUUGGUCAUUGAACAAUGCUCUCCCUCUCGUCUUCCAUUCUCAUCCAGAAUUUUUAGAAGACCACAGUUCAUGUGGAGCUACACUACCCAGUAUUGUUUGAUACAUUUUUAUUUGAUAAACAUUCAGUGCAGGAAACUGUGAUUGCUUAUUUGUUUCUGUAUAUAACCUUAUUCUGUAGUCAUCAGAAUUUUAAUGUAUGGUACAUUUGAUUUUUAUUUUUUACGUAGUUUUCUCUCCUUCACGGUCAAACAUUUAUAUUCCUGGGGGUGGGGGCAGGGAAUUACCUUGACUGGCUCAGAAAUCCAUUUGUAUGUAUCUGUCUCUUGGGGAUAUCUUAAAUUUGAAGCCUAAGUUAUAUGUAGUUCAGUAAUGCUCUUCUUCAAUGUUUACAAUAUUGAAUAUAAUUAUCUACAAGAAAAUAAGGUCCCUACUUGCAAAUAAUUACCACUACUAAGGUUGCGUCUUUAAUUUAGCAUGUUUAAAAUAGGAUUUUAGUUCAUUUCGCUUGCACAGGUGUUUGCUGACGUUCACUUGCCAUUUAAUACAACGUUGAGUGGUUCUCUCUAAAAAUAAAAGUGCUAACACUACAAAAAGAUGCAAACUAUUAUUCUUGCUCACUUCUACAACAUAGUUACCUGAAAUGGAUUUAAAAAUUAGUACUCACUGCCUAGAAUUUCUUUUUUUUUUCCCCCCUAAAUCAGUAGCAAGCAUAUUUGUGGUAUAUUUUAUAUUUUAGUGUAGCCAAGUAUGAAAUACAAGUAGCAUAUAAGUAUGAUAAUAUUAAAUCACAUUUCAAUAGCUUUUUCUGGAAUGUGCCUUAAGUAAAUAUAUAUUUGUUUUAUGUAUUAUUUUCUAGAGGCAGAAUACUGCAAAAUGGUGCACUUUAUUAAGGACAUUGAGCAUUACUAGAAACUAUCAUAACUUCUGACUUACUAUUACUGGAAAAAAAUUUGCCAAAUAGCAUUUUUAAGAUAUAUUUCCAUUUUCAUUCACCCAAGGAGUGUAUCAAAAUCGAAAGUGGAAAAAGGUACCUUCUGAGUGUUAAAAAAACAAAAAAAAAUGUCUAACCUGAAUGUAUUUAAAUGUAAAUAUCAAAGAUUAAUCCAAAAAAUUGAAAAAGUGUAAAAAUCUGUAUAUAUUUUGAAUGCUUUACAUUUGAAAUGACUAACUUGAAAAUAUCAACAUGUGUAAUUGUAUAAAUACUCAAGAGCAAUACUACAGUGCCAAAUAAUAAAGCACCAUUUCUCCUCACAGCUAUUUUCAGGAUUAGAGUUCACAUAGACUGCAGGGCAGACGUACAUAUGGUAUCUUGUACUGGUUAAUUUAGCCCCAUUUAUAAACAGAUGAAAAUUUUUAUUUUCUUAUUUCAUUUAUAAGAUGGUUCAAUGUAUUGGGAGGCUUUUUUUUUUUAUUAUGGAAAG
This is a messenger RNA of Camelus dromedarius (Arabian camel), 4090 nucleotides long. It is a transcript of the gene SLC38A4, whose product is annotated as solute carrier family 38 member 4. Gene Ontology annotation, biological process: amino acid transmembrane transport. The record is from RefSeq and is a predicted model, not a curated record. Gene Ontology annotation, cellular component: plasma membrane. Bases 269 to 1909 code for a protein of 546 amino acids. Gene Ontology annotation, molecular function: L-amino acid transmembrane transporter activity. The transcript is spliced from 16 exons. Lineage: Eukaryota; Metazoa; Chordata; Mammalia; Artiodactyla; Camelidae.